CAGAAUUUCCUUGCCUUUGUUUUUGCCGUUGAAGAGAUCAACAGGAAUCCUCAUCUUUUACCCAACAUAUCCCUGGGAUAUGAGUUCCACAAUUUAUUUUACAGCUCCUGGAGGCUUCUGGAGAGUUUCUUCAUUUUGCACACAGGACAGCAUGAAGUCCCUAACUACACUUGCAGGACAUGGAGCAAGUCAGUGGCAUUGCUCACAGGAAUAUCCUGGGCAAAUAUUGGCAAAACUGCAGCAUUGCUAGAGCUCUAUAACUUUCCACAGCUCAGCUUUGGCUCCUUUGAUCACAUAUUCAAUGACAGACACCAGUUUCCUUCUCUGUAUCAAGUGGCCCCCAAGGACACGUCUCUGGCCAAGGGCAUGGUCUACUUGAUGCUUCAUUUCAGCUGGACCUGGGUAGGACUGGUCAUUACUGAAGGUCAGAAAGGCCUGCAGUUUCUCUCAGAUAUGAGAACAGAGAUGGAUAAGAAUGGAGUCUGCAUGGCAUUUGUGGAAAUGAUCUCAAAUUUUCUUGCAUUGUUUACAUCAACGACACAGAAGCUAAAUUUCUUAACCAGAGAAUUAGCACCUGUAAAUGUAGUUGUCAUAUACUAUGACACAGAAAGUGUAAGUGAUGUAAACUAUCAGAUAGGGCAGUAUUUAGUGACAUGGAAAGUCUGGGUCACAAACUCACACUGGCAUGCUGACAUGUCCGGGAGAAAUUUCAUAUUUGAUGCAUUCCAUGGGACUCUCAUUUUUUCACAUCAUCGUGAGGCGACUCCACAUUUUAAAACUUUUAUCCACACAGCUAACCCCUCCAAAUACCCAGAAGACACGUUCCUCACUCUGUAUUGGUUCCAGAAUUUUCAUUGCUCGAUAUCUGAUUCUGAUUGUACAUUGAGGAGCUGUUUGCCUAAUGCUUCCCUCGCAUGGCUGCCUGUGAAUCAUUUUGAUGGGGCCAUGAGUGAUGCGAGUUACAACAUAUACAAUGCGGUGUAUGCUGUGGCCCACGCCCUCCAUGAGAUGCUCCUUCAGCAAGUUGUUAUGAAUCAAGUGGAAAAUGGGGACAAAUUGGUCUUUUCCCCCUGGCAGCUGCACCCCUUUCUUAAGAAAAUGCAGUUUAAAAAUCCUGUUGGAGAUCAAGUGAAUUUAGAUAAAGAAAGUAAUGUGGAGGCAACAUAUGAUAUUCUCAACUUCUGGAAUUUCCCAGAAAGUCUUAGACUUAGAGUGAAAGUUGGAGAGUUUUCCCCUCAUGGCUCAUAUGCCCAAUUGUCCAUAUCAGAGGAUAAGAUAGAGUGGGCCACAGGAAUUGCAGAGAUACCCCGUUCUGUAUGCAGUGAGAGUUGUCUUCCUGGAUUUAGGAAAACCCCUCAGGAGGGAAAGCCUGCCUGUUGUUUUGAUUGCACCCCUUGCCCCGAUAAUGAAAUUGCCAACAACACAGACAUGGAGCAGUGUGUGAAGUGUCCAGAUCAUCAGUAUGCCAACAUUCAUCAAAAUCAAUGCCUUCAGAAGUCUGUGACAUUUUUGGCUUAUACAGACUCCUUGGGGAUGGCUCUCGCUGGCACAACCAUGAGCUUCACUCUCUUCACUUUCGCAGUUCUUGUGCUCUUUGUGAAGCACCGAGACACUCCCAUUGUUAAAGCCAAUAACCGGGCUCUCAGCUACACCCUGCUCAUCUCCCUUACCUGCUGUUUCCUCUGCUCCUUGCUCUUCAUUGGCCGUCCCAACGCAGCCACCUGCAUCCUGCAGCAGAUCGCAUUUGGAGUUGUGUUCACUGUGGCUGUUUCCACCACCUUAACCAAAACUAUUACUGUGGUGCUGGCAUUUAAGGCCAUAGUCCCAGGCAGAAGGAUGAGGCAAUUGCUGGUAUUGGGGGCACCAAACUACAUCAUCCCAUUCUGCUCCCUGAUCCAACUCAUUCUCUGUGGAAUUUGGAUGGGGACAAACCCACCCUUCAUUGACACAGAUACACACUUGGAACAUGGCCACAUCAUCAUCAUGUGCAACAAGGGCUCCCUCACUGCCUUCUACUGUGUCCUGGGAUACUUGGGCUGCCUGGCCCUGGUGAGCUUCACUGUGGCUUUCCUGGCCAGGAACCUGCCUGACACCUUCAAUGAAGCCAAGUUCCUGACGUUCAGCAUGCUGGUGUUCUGCAGCGUGUGGGUCACCUUCCUGCCCGUGUACCACAGCAGCAAGGGGAAGGCCAUGGUGGCCAUGGAGGUCUUCUCCAUCUUGGCCUCCAGUGCAGGGCUCCUGGGAUGCAUGUUUGUCCCUAAGUGCUACAUUAUGUUGUUAAGAUCAGACAGGAAUUCUUCACAUGGAUUCAGAGAUAAAAUAUAUUCUGGCAGAAGGAAUCCUUCUUAG
Molecule: messenger RNA, 2349 nt
Organism: Octodon degus (degu)
Lineage: Eukaryota; Metazoa; Chordata; Mammalia; Rodentia; Octodontidae
Product: vomeronasal type-2 receptor 116-like
Exons: 5
Coding region: 367-2349 (660 amino acids)
Biological process (GO): G protein-coupled receptor signaling pathway
Cellular component (GO): membrane
Molecular function (GO): G protein-coupled receptor activity
Source: RefSeq, a predicted model, not a curated record